Molecule: messenger RNA, 2349 nt
Organism: Hydractinia symbiolongicarpus
Lineage: Eukaryota; Metazoa; Cnidaria; Hydrozoa; Anthoathecata; Hydractiniidae
Product: cleavage stimulation factor subunit 2-like
Exons: 10
Coding region: 969-2240 (423 amino acids)
Biological process (GO): mRNA 3'-end processing
Cellular component (GO): mRNA cleavage and polyadenylation specificity factor complex
Molecular function (GO): mRNA binding
Source: RefSeq, a predicted model, not a curated record
AUUGGGAAGGUUGCUUUAUGCAAUAGACUUAAUAGCUAAUUUGGUAUGAUGCAUUAGAAACUGUACGUGGUGAAAAUUUUGCAAUAACCUUUUUUGUGUGACGUAAGGAUUUUUUCUAAUGUCUUGUAUACCAUUUUCCCUGGUGUACUUCUGGCAUGGCAAAGCAAGUAUAUAGUUUUAGCAGAUUUAGAUUUUUAUGUAAUCGUUGUUAGCUACCUUCGGUUUUGUUAGACCUUUUGCAUUUUUAUUUUAUUUUAUUUUUAAUUUGUUGUUGGACCUGCUUAUAUUUUUAACGUUCUGUAUAAUGCAGAUUGUGAGCAACCUCAAUCCCAGGGCUUUUUUUUCUCUUUCAUUAUUAUUUUUUCAUUGCUGCACAUGUUUAUUUUUUUAGACGUUUUGUUUCAGCAGUUAUAAACAUUAAAAUAAUGCAAAUUGUGACACUUAAAAAUUCAAAUUCCUAUGUUCUAUGUUUUUAUUUAGCAGAUUCAGUGGAUUCUUCUACGGGAAUUCGGCUAGUAAACAAUUAUUACUACAUUAUCUUCUGCACAUCCUCAAAAAUGCUAAAAAUUGGUAUAUGGCAAAAUUGCCAUAUUCUGAAUGUUAUACCUUCAGAUAAUCUUCAGAUCUCUUCAAAUUUCAACUUUGGCAAGUCAGUGAACUCAAUGUUACUGUUAAAUACAGGAAAAACCAGCAAAUUUUAAUAAACAACUACACCAAAAUGGCUUUCAGACAAGGCCAAAAAUCUUUUUGGUGAAAUUGGUAUGUGACUUUAUGCCCAUGGUAACCUGUUGCUUAGCAAUAUUUUGUUUGGAAAUAUUCCAUACGAAGCUACUGAUGAACAAUUGAAGGACAUAUUUAGUCAAGCUGGACCUGUUUUGAGUUUCAGGCUCGUGUAUGAUCGUGAAACAGGUAAACCGAAAGGUUAUGGCUUUUGUGAAUACAAGGAUACUGAAACAGCCCAAAGUGCUAUGCGAAACUUGAAUGGUACAGAAAUCCAUGGUCGACAGUUACGAGUGGAUAGUGCUGCAAGCCAAAAGGGUCCUGAAGAUCCACGAGCAUUCAUCAAAGAAAUCUCCCCCUAUGGACAAGCAGUUAAUCCAAAUAAAGCUCCAGAGACAAUAACAAAUGCAGUUGCAAGUUUGCCACCUGAACAAAUGUUUGAACUGAUGAAACAAAUGAAGCUUUGCAUCCAAAACAACCCUGAGGAAGCACGUCAAAUGUUACUGCAAAAUCCGCAGCUUGCCUACGCAUUACUUCAAGCACAAGUUGUCAUGAAGAUUGUUGAUCCAAAAGUUGCCGAUGCAAUCCUACACCAGCAAAGAGGAGAACCACUACCAAUUAACAAAUUAAUGGAUACGGCUGGUAUUGGACAAGGAGGUCUAGGGGGACAUUCGGCUCCCUUGCAACACGGACCUCCCCCACAUAAACCAGAUGUGUGGAGAGGAGAUGUGCCACCACCACACGACAUAGGACAUCCCAGGGGUGAUAUGUUUAGGGGAGAUAUGCGUAGUCACCCUCCACCUAUAAACGAGUUUGGUCGUCCGCCUAUGGAUCGAGACAUGAGGGGACCUCCGCCAGAUUUCCGUGGACCAUCUUCGAUGGACGAAAGAUUUCUUGAUGGUCCUUGUCAACCGCCUCAGUUUGAUCCUCGCGACCGUCCUUCAUUGGAUAGAAUGCCAGGGGAUCCAAGGGAUGGGUGUGGCCCUCCGCCACCCCAAAUGAUGGACCAUCGGGAUCCACGCAUGAGGGUUGAUGAGAGAGGGCCACCAAGAGACGAAAGAGGACCACCACCCAGAGAUGAUCGAAUGUUACCCAGAGGUCCACCUCCACCUCGAGAUCCGCGUGGUACAAUGCCCCCUGAUAGUAGGGCAGGUCAAAUGCCUCCCGAUAAUAGAGAUUCACGGAGCAGGCCUCCUCCAGUUCAUGGCGGGGAUCCUAGUUUUAUGUCCCCUACCAAUCACGUAGGACCUGUUCCACCUGGCCAUAACGGGCCACUACCAACACUAAAUGGCCCGCCUCCGCCUGGACAGUUUGAUCAACGCCGUGAUGCUCCACAAUUCCCUUCAGGGUUAGGAAAUUUGUCUGGUUCUGGAGGUUCAGGUGGACCUAAUGAAGAGGAAAAACAACGUUUAAUCAUGCAAGUUUUAAACCUGACGGAAAGUCAAAUCAACAUGCUGCCUGAAGAUCAAAGAGAAAGCAUCAGAUUGCUCAAAUCCCAAUUUGCUAACACUCGCCAAUAGAAUAUUUUUUGAGAUUCAACACUGUACUCCAAUGAAAAACCGUCAACCGGUUCCAAUUUUAUUGAAAAUGUGUGUAAAGUAAACUAAAAAAUUGUUUCAUAAACCAUAA